Molecule: messenger RNA, 144 nt
Organism: Chondrus crispus (carragheen)
Lineage: Eukaryota; Rhodophyta; Florideophyceae; Gigartinales; Gigartinaceae
Exons: 1
Coding region: 1-144 (47 amino acids)
Source: RefSeq, a predicted model, not a curated record
AUGCAGGCCCGCGAGAAGCGACAUCGCAAGCAAAUCACUGACCCUCUAGCCAUCGCCAAAUGCCAAUUCUUGUCACUUAGGUCAAGCACAGCGUGCUAUGGUCGGCCUUUGCAUUGCCAUGCACCCCAAAGUUUUGCUGCUUGA